AUGUAUUUGUGUGGAAAAGGCAUUUGUUUUCACCUUCCGGUUGAAGCUUCUAAAUUCUGCUUGAAGGGAGCGCAAUGUAGCCAGCUGACAGCGGAAGACUUUCGUAUUGAUUACAGCGAAAACGCAUUAUUGACGGUUGCUGCGGCAGACCUGACGAGCCUCCAUGAGAAUCUUGGCCUUUGGUAUCCACGAGCCACUAUGCCGUGA
This is a messenger RNA of Opisthorchis viverrini, 207 nucleotides long. RefSeq lists its product as hypothetical. The transcript is spliced from 2 exons. The coding region runs from base 1 to 207 and encodes 68 amino acids. The record is from RefSeq and is a predicted model, not a curated record. Lineage: Eukaryota; Metazoa; Platyhelminthes; Trematoda; Opisthorchiida; Opisthorchiidae.